Messenger RNA from Brachypodium distachyon (stiff brome), 1617 nucleotides. Its product is annotated as tRNA-specific adenosine deaminase 1. Gene Ontology annotation, cellular component: cytoplasm; nucleolus. The record is from RefSeq and is a predicted model, not a curated record. Gene Ontology annotation, molecular function: double-stranded RNA adenosine deaminase activity; tRNA-specific adenosine deaminase activity; double-stranded RNA binding. The transcript has 8 exons. NCBI's taxonomy places the organism in Eukaryota, Viridiplantae, Streptophyta, Magnoliopsida, Poales, Poaceae. Gene Ontology annotation, biological process: RNA processing; adenosine to inosine editing. The coding region runs from base 110 to 1285 and encodes 391 amino acids.
ACCCGGACAACCGCGCUCGCAAAGCGUAAUCCAUAGAAACCGCCUUCUCCGUUCGGAUACGCCCUCCUCCAGCCCCCGUUCACUCCUCCGUCCUCCUCCUCCCGCCGCCAUGCUCCGCUCCUCCUCCUGCUCACCGCCGCGAGACGCCGUCCAGUGGGCCGAGGCCGCCUCCAGGGCCGCGCUCCGCCACUACUCGUCGCUCCCGAAGAAGGGCAAGCCGCAGGGGCGCGAGUCCACGGUCCUGGCCGCCUUCCUGCUCUCCUCCCCGCACCCGCAGCAGGACCCGCUAAGCCCCCUCACCGUGCUCUCCCUCGCCACGGGCACCAAGUGCCUCGGCGCCGCGCGGCUAGGCGCCCGCGGUGAUCUCAUCCACGACGCGCACGCCGAGGUCGUCGCACGCCGCGCGCUCCUCCGCCUCAUCUACGCCGAGAUCGGCGCGGGCAGCCCGCCGAAUUGGUUGGCUGACUCUGGUGCGGGUGGGCGGUGGAAGAUGAGGGAUGGGUAUCAGCUGCACCUCUACAUCACCCAGCUCCCCUGUGGGAUCAUGCCGGUGCCGCGGUCAACCUCGGACGUUCCGAGGGAAUGGCUGGACGAUGCGGUGAAUGGAUGCAGUGAUGCUGGUUUUGUUCAAAGGAAACCAGGGCGUGGAGAUACAACAUUGUCUAUGAGCUGUUUUGACAAAAUUACUCGUUGGUGUGUUGUUGGGAUUCAAGGUGCAUUGCUGUCACACAUUCUGGAACCAUUGUAUUUGUCCACCAUUACCAUUGGACAAUCACCUGAUGGUGCACCUGAAGGGUUCUGUAUGGAAAAUGAUGUUGAGAAAGUUUUUGGUGCUCGUUUGUCCUCUCUAUCCAGAAAAGUCCCUGACCCUUUUAAACUAGACAAAAAGCCCCUAUUUUUUGAGGCACCUAUUCCCCCGAAAGAGUUUCAACAGACUUCGGGAGAUAUACCCCUUUUGACAUGCGGGUACUCAAUAUGCUGGAAUAAAUCAGGUUUGCAUGAAGUUGUUUUAGGAACAACUGGGAGAAAACAAGGUACAUCUUCAAAGGCAGCAUGUUUACCCUCCACAGAGUCAUUGCUCUGCAAGAUAAGAUUGGCAGAGGCCUUCAUUUCGCUCAAACAUCCAUUAGUCACAAAAUUCCAGCGUGAAGAACUGACUUAUCGUGCAAUCAAGGAUACGGCUCAUGAGUACCAGCAGAUGCUUGAAAUUCUUAGACAAGCCCCAUUUUUUAGCCGGUGGCAUUCUAAGCCAGCAUCCCUCGAUUCGUUUACAGUUCCACGGUGAUAACCAUCCCAGUUCGAUGCCGCGUGCCAGAUGAUCUGUGUACCAGCUCAACUUAUCUACAUCACUUACGGUUCUAGACAACUCUGAAGUCCUGGACAAGCUAUAUAGCCUGUAGCAAAAACCUACAAAGCCCUAUGUUGUGUUUGUAGGGAUUGUUAUUGUGUAUUCUUGUUCUUUUAGUUCUCAACGAGAAGAAGAAAACAUGAAGGAUCCUGCACUGCACAUACUGAAUAUAACAACUCUGGUUGUGCAGAUCAUUUGGGCCUAGACCCACUGAAUUUGCCUGUCUCGGACUCUCGGAUGCUCUAAAAUAUGAAUGAUCUGAUUUGGGA